AGCCAGGGUGCCUCAGGGCAGGAAAGGCUUCUGCCGCGCCCUGAGGACCCAGCGCCCCUCCGAGAGCCAGGGCUGCAUUGCCAAUGCCGCUUGUUUCUGGGGAGAAAUCCUGACCCAAAUUCAGAGGAAGGGGAGCCGCAUUCAGUUGGGACAGGAAUACAGGCACUGCUGACUCUCAGGACCUUCUAGAAGGAGGAGCUGGGAUCCCACUUCCCAGGUUCUGCUGGAACCAGAGCCCCAGGUUGUCCAGAGAAACAUCAACUCUCCUCCCACAGGAUUAUGAUCCUCCCAACUGUGCACCAGAGACUCGGAACUACAAUGGCAUAGAUGCCACCAAAAGAAAAGAAGGAAGGAACCAAUUUUUUGGCAGAUACGGAACUGAGUCUUUGUGAAGAAGCUGAAGGCCUUUCUGGAUCAAUAAUAACAUUUUCUGGCUGCAGAACUUCCACAUCCAUAUCAGUUGACAAAGCCCUUUGGGAAUCAUGAUGAUUUUUUUCCGAUACCAGACAUUCAGAUUCAUCUGGCUUGCCAAGCCAACUGGCCGGUACCUUCACAAAGAUCAUCAGCUUUGGGCGCCUCUGACUCUUGCUGACUUUGAAGCCAUAAAUCGCUGUGAGAAGUCACUGCCUAAGAACUUUAACUUUGCUGGGGAUGUGCUGGACCAGUGGUCCCAAAAGGAGAAGACAGGAGAGAGACCAGCCAACCCAGCCCUGUGGUGGGUGAAUGGCAAAGGGGACGAAGUGAAAUGGAGCUUUGAAGAACUGGGCUUCUUGUCCCGAAAGGCUGCCAAUGUACUCACCAAGCCCUGCGGCCUAAAGAGAGGAGACCGAGUGGCCGUGAUCCUGCCCCGUAUCCCAGAGUGGUGGCUUAUAAAUGUGGCUUGUAUGCGAACAGGGCUGGUCUUCAUGCCAGGAACAACCCAGCUGAGAGCAAAAGACAUUCUCUAUCGGCUGCGAGCAUUCAAGGCCAAGUGUAUUGUGGCCAGUGAGGAGGUGGUCCCGGCAGUGGAGUCCAUUGUGUCAGAAUGUCCCGACUUGAAGACCAAACUCCUGGUGUCUCCAUGCAGCCAGAACGGGUGGCUCAGCUUCCAGGAAUUAUUUCAAUCCACCUCUGCAGAACACAGCUGUGUGGAGACAGGAAGUCAAGAACCAAUGGCCAUUUAUUUCACCAGUGGGACCACAGGUUCUCCCAAGAUGGCCCAGCACUCUCAGAGCAGCCUCGGAAUUGGCUACACCCUCUGUGGAAGGGAAUAAUUUGUGCUAAUCAGAAAGGACAAGAAAUUAAAUCAGGCUCUAUGGGGAAAGCAGUACUACCCUAUGAUGUCCAG
This is a messenger RNA of Mirounga angustirostris (Northern elephant seal), 1327 nucleotides long. Its product is annotated as acyl-coenzyme A synthetase ACSM4, mitochondrial. The transcript is spliced from 8 exons. Gene Ontology annotation, cellular component: mitochondrial matrix. Gene Ontology annotation, biological process: fatty acid biosynthetic process; acyl-CoA metabolic process. Gene Ontology annotation, molecular function: fatty acid ligase activity; fatty-acyl-CoA synthase activity. NCBI's taxonomy places the organism in Eukaryota, Metazoa, Chordata, Mammalia, Carnivora, Phocidae. The record is from RefSeq and is a predicted model, not a curated record. The coding region runs from base 483 to 1253 and encodes 256 amino acids.